Molecule: messenger RNA, 1889 nt
Organism: Zerene cesonia (dogface butterfly)
Lineage: Eukaryota; Metazoa; Arthropoda; Insecta; Lepidoptera; Pieridae
Product: bromodomain-containing protein DDB_G0280777-like
Exons: 6
Coding region: 124-1521 (465 amino acids)
Source: RefSeq, a predicted model, not a curated record
CCAGUACCACGCUAAACCAUCACAACGAGUUUCCACGCCUACCGAAAUGCUUUUAUCCAUAUAAGAGUAGUUACACACGCCGGCGUCUCAGUAGAAAGUAUUCGGUUGCCCAGUGCAGUGAUCAUGAGGUCUAUGUUAAUACUGCUGCUCGUAGCGGCUAGUCAUGCCACAAAAGUGACAAACACAAGAAGUAAACAAAAGACGGAUUCCGAAAGAACAGAGAACAGGGAGUACCACGGCAACAACGGUAUUGAAAAGAGAACACCGCUUUUGCCAACAGUGACACCAUCGAUUGCAGCUGGGGUUGAAUACGCUGACGACAACAAGCAAACACUACAGGAGAAGUCGCCUUCACAGCAAAUCUACGCAACACCUGUGCCCCAAAUAGCCAAGAUAUCCGACGUGUUAGCCCAGGGGCCUCCGUUCCAAAAUGCUAUAGCUAACCAACUAUACUCGCCUGUUUCUGUCUAUCAGCCCAGGUUUCCAACUUACGAAGUUUCGCAACCCGUUCCGUCUCAACUGGCAUACGCUGAACACUCUAUACAACCGAACUCGAUCCAACAAUCGAUACCCAAGCAAAACUUUGACGCCAAUUAUCAACCUCAAGUUUAUCAAUUACCAGCGAAUUUUCCUCAGCCAAUAGCUAGCCAGCAGCCGCAGAUAGCGUACAAUCAAGGUCAACCGCUGUAUCAAGAUAACCAAUUGGGAUAUGUCCAGGAACAGCCGAUUAACCAAUCACCGAUUUACGUGAAGGAACCAGAGAAAGUUCAAUAUCAAGCUGUACAGCAGAUAAAGAACCCUCUUCAAAUUGUAACUCAAAAUCCACAGACCUAUUCCGCACAGCCUCAGGGAGCUGUAAGUUACGCCUCCUAUUCUAAAAACCAAAUUGAAGAACAAUCACACAAACCAGGAAGCCAGCAACCUGCGCAAUACCAAUCUCAACCUCUACAGCUCAUAAAAUACACACUUCAACACCAACCAUACAGCAGCCAAGCUAUUCAAGCUCAACCACAAUACCGUCAAACUCAGCCCACUCAGCAGUACAAACAACCACAACAAAUCCAACAGUAUCAGCAGGCCCAGCCUAUCCAACAGUUCGAGCAAGCCCAGCCCAUCGAACAGUACCAGCAAGCGCAACCAAUCCAACAGUACCAAGAAGCGCAGCCAGCCCAACAGUAUCUACAACAACAGAUCCAAUACCAGCCUCAGCAAUAUCAAGCUCAGCCACAACUAUUGCCUCAAUAUCAGAUUCCACAACAGUACGAGCAACCCCAGUACCAGCAGUAUCUCUCGGAGUCCAAAGUUCAGGAAGUAGCACAAAUACAACAGGUGCAACAGCCCCUUAAACAAAAGAAUGCGAAGCAGGUUUAUUUCAAGCAGCUAGCGCAAUCUCAAGCAGCUCAGCCCCAAGCUCCAGCACAAAAUGCAGAUUACUCAGGUCAAGGUGCGCUACCAACAUUCCCGCCAGUGCAAUACUUCGGCAAAUUCGCCCAUUCUAUCUUUGGACAGUACCAACAUUGAAAAUUGAUUGACGUUAUUUAUUUAUUAUUGUAAUCGUUACGUUUAAUUGAAAGAUUUGUUAUUUACUUUAACUAUGCGUUGUGUCUAAUAUCAGUGCUAAAACCUCUAAGGUACUACAUGUUUCUAAAACAAAACCAAAUAAUAGGUUUAAUUGUAAAAUCUAAUUUGAUUUUUUUAUUCAACGCCUAUAUUUACGUUAUAUUUACUAUAUUAUUGUAGCGAAUGAAGAGAAUUGUAAAAAAUAAUUCUACGAUACAAAAUGAGUUUGAUCCAAAUCCAUUAAGUAAGAAAAUAUAUUCGCAAAUUAACUUCGCAUUGUUUCGUGUAAAUAGUUUAGUUAUAUAAAUACAAUAUUUUAAUUUAAGAAA